This is a messenger RNA of Lymnaea stagnalis (great pond snail), 2202 nucleotides long. Lineage: Eukaryota; Metazoa; Mollusca; Gastropoda; Lymnaeidae. The record is from the annotation of a GenBank genome assembly.
AUUCAUAUUUCCUGUACUAUCAGAUGUGGCGCUUAUUAUUUCGAAAUGAGUUGUCUUCUGGUUUCAGCCUGUAUAUAAACCAGCACAGACUCGGUGUUUUAACAGACCUACCACACAGACUUGCAGGCCACACAAGGAACAGAUCAUUCAGACAAGAUGAGGAAAGAACUGAUCAUUUUGGCUGUUGUUGUUUGUGGUAAGUGUUGCGAUACUGCAGUAAAUUGCCUAGUUUUGACUUUUUCAUAGGGUUGCAAACUAUAUAUAAUUUAAAAAAAAACAAAUAUCCGAAGUCUGCAAUUUUUUUUAAGGACAAGCAAAUUAUUUUUAAAGGUUGCUUCUUAAAAAUGAACGUAUGAAUAAAAAACAAUUCAAAUAUGUAUACAACUAUAUUAUGACUGAGUACGUUUAUAAGGACAAUAUGUAAUUUUGCGUGAGCCUAUUUAUUCAAGUUAUUUUAUUGUACAGCAGAAGUUUGAUGACACAAGUUUCUUGCAAGCAAGUAGAAAUCAUAAAAAGUUGUAAUGUUCUAUUUCCAUUUUGUUUCACUUCAAAAACAUUGUAGACUGUAGACUAAAUGCUAUUUGGAUUGCAUUUGUGCUGGUUUAUUUUCGUUGCUCUGAAGAAUUAAGUUUACAAACAUAUUGUCCAUUCAAUUAUUGUACAUUUGAUACCAAGUUUUGUCAUACAAAUCCAACAAGAUUAUUUUAAACCUCUCAUUUCUUAAUCUUGGGUCCGAAUAGCCACAGGCCAAAAUAUGAUGUACAAUGCCACCCUUUGUAAAGGGCACCCUGAAUUUCUUACGGGUAUUUACGUACAAGUCCUUUUAGGUCAAAUUUUAAAGAACUAUCCGUAAAUUUACGUAGGUUUGGCAAUCCUGCUUUGUUAUCAACAUAAAUGUUUAAAAAGCUCCUACUGUUACCUCAGCUAAAUAACAACCAUUCCCCCACCCCCCACUCCACGUAUCGUAUUAAAGAAAAUAGUUAAUUUCAUUACACUUUUUAAAAUUGAAUUUAGAAAAAAAAUUAUUUUAUUAUUAAUACCACUCCGAUUAGUUUUUUUUAUUUCAAUAUUUUUUUUUAUUUUAUAAAAUUUAUUUGUUUAAAUCCUUUAAAAGCCUAAAUAACUAACUUUAAAAAAAAAAAAAAAAAAAAAAAACAUAAUUUUUACGUAGCCUUUGUUUAAAUUUAAAAAGAGCUGAAAGUUUAGAUUUAUUUUUUUAAAGUUGUUUUCAAAAAAAUAUAAGAAUGUAUUCUUUUGUUUUAUUUAGUUUAAAUAUGAUGCAUAUUCUCCCACAGCCGUCCUGGCAGACAACUACUGGUGCCCUCAAUCAGGGGAAGCCUUCGAAUGUUUCGAGUCAGAUCCAAACGCCAAAUUUUGCCUGAAUAGCGGAAAAACAUCGGUGGUCAUCUGCUCCAAGUGCAGGAAGAAGUACGAAUUCUGCAGGUAAAUAAUUUCACUUUACACUUAAGUAAGCAUUGCUAUUUUUCGGACUGAUUAAAAAAUUUCGUUUUGAACUAUUCAACUAAAUGAGAUUGAACUAUGAGAGACAAAAUGGCAUUCAAUUUUUUUUUUUUAAACUUCAUUUAGACUUUAGACCAAAGCGUGUGCUUUAAAUAGUUUCGGAAUUAACAUUCAAUUUGUUACAAUUUUUAAACGUCAAUCGUUUUUAGUAUAGUAAAUGAGACUUGUGUCCUGUAAAAAUUUAAAAUAAAAUGACUUCUAACUUUGACCAGAAAUGGCCUCAAAGUAUCCAAGAGACCCGAUUAUGAUUGUGGAGCUGGCUGGGAGAGCACCCCGUGCACUGGAGACAACAGUGCUGUCCCCGCUGUCUUCUAAAUUUGGAAGGUAUGUGAGUCUCAUUCAUUACGUCGUUAAGCUUCUAUGUUUCAACGCUGUGCUCCGUGCUCAAAUGAAUAGCCAUUGUACGAAUUAAAAUUUUUGUUUGCAUUGGCCAGCGUCAACAGUAGUCUGUCUAUGAUAUAUGCACAAAAUAAUAUUUCAAUAAUAAGAUACACCAGCAUAAAUUGAAUAAAUUCAAAACAUCCUUUACAAUUUUUAUCUUGUAUUGCAGAUGAUUUCCAGUGAUCUCCCUUGGAUCCAUUGCUAAGACUGACAUCACAUUUCAUAAAUUUAUUUUAUAACAUGUCAUGUUUCACUUAGUCACGAGUUAUUGUUUUUUUAAACAAAUAAACUUUAAAAUUU